This is a messenger RNA of Marchantia polymorpha subsp. ruderalis, 1752 nucleotides long. The record is from the annotation of a GenBank genome assembly. Lineage: Eukaryota; Viridiplantae; Streptophyta; Marchantiopsida; Marchantiales; Marchantiaceae.
CAUCUGUGCUUGUAGAAGCGAGUGAAGUUUUCUUCAUCGACCUUUUCUAGUCCGUCGUUUCUCGCUCGUUCUUAUGGUACUACCGAACUGGAUGGCUUAUCCUAUGGCACAGUCGUCGACAUGGUUUCUGUCAGCACGUUACUGAUUGAUGAGGCACAGCAGAGACGGAGCAGGCAGUACCGAUCGAAAAGUAAGAAAAGGAUCCAAGAGAACAUCCUGCUCCCCGACAUCAGAACAGUCACACAAGAAUCGAGCCAUUUCAAUCCCAGCAGGUCUACACAACGAGACUGGAAACAAGCCCAGGAGGACAGGGAUGGUGCAGUUGGCAGCUCCGGGAGAGCACCACGUGGCCGCUUGUGACAGAUCCACGACGAUCGUCUCGCUCUCUGCCACACAUCUCUCUGAAAAGCGAAGGAUUGCCUUGUGCAGUCAGCGUGAGCACUAUCUUCGGCAUCAAGCAACGAGAUGGUCACAUCGGUGAACAUUCUUCGCCUGUGUACACAUCGUGGUGCUGCUUCUGCAAAACUGUUUUCUCACGGAGCUCGGACGCAGGACGGUCAGGAAGAGAGAGAGCUUGAGAAGGGCAAGCGUGUAAAACAGUCAUCUCCCUCUUUGCCGAUUUGUAGGGCAGAUUCAUGGGUUCAGUCAUCGGGAAAAUUGACGUCGAAGUUCCCAAGCACAGAGUGAUUGAGAAAGGAGAAAAUUAUGAAAUCCGAGAGUAUCCGGAAUGUUUAGCUGCGGAAGUCACGUACGACCCCACGACCUUGAAGCAGGGCAGAGAUGGUGGGUUCAUGAUUCUUGCAGGCUAUAUUGGUGCAGUGGGAAAGCCGAACAACACCAAGGUAUCAGAUCAAGGAGUUGUAGAAGGGGAGAAAAUUGCUAUGACCGCUCCAGUUAUCACUCAAGAAACCCAGGGAGAGCCUGAGAAGAUUGCCAUGACAGCACCUGUCAUCACUCAAGAGACUCAAGCCGGCGAAGCCGAUCAACAGAAGAAGCUCGUGACCAUGCAGUUCCUUCUGCCCGCUCAAUACAGAAUGGACAAUGUUCCCAAGCCUACCGAUGACAGAGUUUCUGUCAAGGAGGUUCCUGCGAGAAAGUACGGGGUUCUGACCUUCUCAGGAGUUGCAGAUGACACUCUUUCGCAGCAGAUGCUCGGCAAGUUGACCAGUGCUUUGCAGGAGAAGGGCUACAAGAUCACCGGCCCCCAUAUCCUUGCGAGGUAUAAUCCCCCGUGGACGCUCGGAUUCCUGCGCACGAAUGAGGUUAUGCUCCCCGUGGAGUAGACGCCACCAGCUAUUGCUGAUCACGUUUCGAGGAGUUCCAUCUCCAAUCAUAAAGCUGUGCAAUGCUCAAUUUGUAUCAACUCCAAGACGUGGACAACAUGCCAGUGCUUCUGGAUACUCUGAUCGAAUUCUUCCCACUUCUAGCAGUGUCCGUCCUGCAGUAUGAGCAAUCGACACAACGACAAGCUGGGGACUGCCAAUGUCUCUGUUUUAAAUCUCCUGAUUCUGAAACUGGUCACAGGGACCAAAUACACGAGGAAACCCAUACCUAAACAUCUACCGUGUGGUUGUGCAACGAUAUUAGAAGGGCAUGACUGGAAAAAGUGAUUCAAUGACACGACUUGUUCGCCAAAGUUAUGUAAAGAUUGCUAUCCCCUGUUGUUCAUUAUUUGACAACAAAGAUGGUGCGAAUUUAUAAAGUCCACCUGUUUCCACUGUUGUACCAUAUUGCUUUACUUUACAUUCCCAG